This is a messenger RNA of Triplophysa rosa, 972 nucleotides long. RefSeq lists its product as uncharacterized. Gene Ontology annotation, cellular component: membrane. Gene Ontology annotation, biological process: sensory perception of taste; G protein-coupled receptor signaling pathway. Gene Ontology annotation, molecular function: G protein-coupled receptor activity. The coding region runs from base 1 to 972 and encodes 323 amino acids. The record is from RefSeq and is a predicted model, not a curated record. The transcript has a single exon. Lineage: Eukaryota; Metazoa; Chordata; Actinopteri; Cypriniformes; Nemacheilidae.
AUGUUGACGCUCACGGACAAACUCGUCAUCUGGCUUGCGACGGGCCUGCUGGCCAUCUGUACCAUCUUCUUCAACAUGUACCUGCUGCUGGUGAUCCAGAGGAGCUACCGAAAGAAGCACAAGCUGAACCCGUGCGACUUCAUCAUCUCGGCCAUCGCCGUGGCCAGCAUCUUCCAGCAGUUCCUCACCUACUUAUGGCAGACCAUAGAUGAGAUUGACGUCGUGUGCCAAAUUAACUUCACGGCGGCUAUCCUCCUGGUGCUCAUCUUCAGCCUGAAGCUCAUCAUAUUCUGGAGCACGGCGUUCCUCACUUUCUACUAUGGCACCAAACUGGUGGUGGAGCCCGUGCACUGCUACACGCGCAUCCAGGAGGCCAUCAUGAAACACGUGCAUACCGUCCUGGCUGUGAUCUACGUAUGCGGUUUUGUCAAUUGCAUGCCGAUGCUGACAAUUUUACCACAUUACAACAGCACCUCCGACGUCGCCGACUGCGGGUCCAUCAUGCCCACCAAUACCGAUGGACUCGCCUACAUCUUUUACUAUGUUGUCAUCUCUGACAUCGUUCCGGGCGUCGUGAUGAUCAAAUGCAGCAUUUCUAUCGCGUACCACCUGGCCAAACAUCUCAUGGAAAUGAAAGCCAGCACCAACGGCGCCCACGGGCCCAAGCUGGGCACUCAGAUGCGGGUGAUCAAGAUGACCCUGAGCCUGGUGGUGGUGUUUGUUUGUUUCGUGGUCGUGGAUGUGUACACGCAGGCGACCGUGGUGCUGAUGAAGCAGAACACCAUGGCCUUGACCAUUCUGUUCGCGAGCAUCUACACCGCAGCGAGUGCGGGUGUGAUGGUUUACGGGAAGAAAAGCCACUGGAAGGAACUCAUAGCCUCCUACAACAUCUUUUUAGACGAGUACCCUUGCUUAAGUGGUUUGAAAGUGUCGGAAGUCAAAACCGAACCGCACGACAACGAGCAUCACUGA